AUGGAUCCAGGUGUUGUCAAAUUUUAUCAAAAAGUUCUUUCAGAUCCAUCUGUUAGUCACUAUUUUAAAAACACAAACAUGAAAGAAAUAGACAGAAAUGUAAUAGAAGUUCCUUACUAUGAUGAAACUACUAGAGCAGAUAUUGUUGGAGUCAAAUGA
Molecule: messenger RNA, 159 nt
Organism: Paramecium pentaurelia
Lineage: Eukaryota; Ciliophora; Oligohymenophorea; Peniculida; Parameciidae
Source: the annotation of a GenBank genome assembly